Molecule: messenger RNA, 1112 nt
Organism: Caenorhabditis sp. 36 PRJEB53466
Lineage: Eukaryota; Metazoa; Nematoda; Chromadorea; Rhabditida; Rhabditidae
Source: the annotation of a GenBank genome assembly
AUGUACCAAAUUCACGGAAAUCGAGUGAGUUCUCUCAACAAAAAUGUGAAGAUUUUCAGGAAAACUGAAUUUGUAGAUCGCUUGCGGCUGGAAAAACUGUCUGGAGACGUUUGGCUCCACUUUGGACAUGAACGCCCACGUACAGCUGAAUCAUUUGUCUUACUCGGUUCAGGUGCAAGUUUCGGCGUUCCAUCGACCGCCUGACGUGUUCACGCUUCCAGGUUCGAGAUUUUGCAUCAUUUCUCUUUGUUUUGUCCAACAUUUCAUUUCCGAGCAACCAACCAAACACCAUUUUCUCGUUCAGAACUCCUAAAACCAUCAUCGGAAGACCGAAAACCGCAUGUUGCGCCACGCGUUCCCCCGAAUCCAUCGAAUCCGAUCGAAUUGGACGAGGAUCCGGCGGUGAUCGAUCUGGAUUCGUCGAGCGUCUCCGAUCCGUCGACGAGAGUCCGCAAAUUCCGUUGCGGACCGAGAAUCGGCUUCCAUUCUGCCUAUUGGACCUUUACUGACUCGGUUUUUGACAUUUUUAUUGGAAGAAUCAAUUUUUUUGUGUUGUAGAAUGAAUACAAGUGCAAAGAGUGCUCGUCGCAGUUCGUCGCGGCUUCUCUGGCCGUCAGUCACUACAGAAGCCGGCACGGAAUUAAGAAGGUACCGCACAGCAAUUGUCAUUUUUCAACCAAAAAAUCAACCAGAGCUUGUCUCGAAAAUCUCCUGCCGGUCUUUUGGAAACGAAGAACGAGGAGACGGUCGAAGACGCUCCGAAUUCUUCGUCGUCGUCCUCUGGCAUGUCGUCGUCGAAUGCGAUUCGAUGUGUACGUCGCGGAUGCCGACACGUCUUUUCGUCGCAAUCCGACGCCAACGAGCAUUUUUGCGCAAAGCAUGUGAACAAGAGAAAUCACAAAAAGGAGGAGGAGGUAUUUUUGGGGAAUUUUCACAUUCAAAUUGAUGAGAUUCCGAUUCAGAUCGCUCCGAAAGAGGAGCCCGGCGGGGAUGAACCCACGGAGCCGGCCGAUCAGGUAAACAUUUUGCAAAAUGAUUCCUCUAAAAAUUGAUUUAAAAAUUUUAAUCAAUUUUCGAUUUUUCAGACGAUGAGCACCGAGCACAACGACUAG